UUACGGUGUCUGUCUAUGUGAAGCGUAUCCAUCGCGAUAAUCGAAUCGAAGAAACGGAUAGUGAUUUGCGUGCGUUGUCCGCAUAGUGAUAAUGUGAAGCUGCGUGUGUCGAGGUACACCGUGUGUGAGUGUAGUGGAUGGUUCUUUUAGUGUCAGGGCCGGAUUUAGCGCCGGAGCGUUGUUGAAUGGCUCUUAGCUACCUUGAAGCGCGCAAAGUGGUGCCAAAAUCAAAAGUAUUCUUCGAGUUUACGAGUGUCCAUCGGUGCCGUGGAUGCGUGUCUUGAUUUUCGUCGUAGAACACCUCGUUUAAAACAAACAAUUGUCAAGGUUGUGCUCUAAACAUAACUACGUAAAUCCCGGUGCUUUGUGCGCAUGUGUAUCUUAUCAUUGUAAAUAAAUUUAUGGCUGCAAAGUCGGUUUGGGGAUUACUGCGGCACUGAUCAAAUGUUUGGAUUAACGAGUUAUGGAUGCAGUAAUUGAUGGUACUGGAUACAUUUUUAAGCGUGGAAAGAGACCGCCUCCGUGAGCGGGAACGGCAGGCGAGGGCCCAGAUGUCUUCUCAAGUAGCGGAUCAAGAAAGUCCGGGCACUUCCGGAAAUUUCUUGUUUAGAGAACCCAUAAGGAUAAACCCUUCCACUGCCGACCCGGUCACCCAACAGAUCCAGAGUAAGCUAGGCGACUUCCAACGGGUGAGACACUUCCUCGACCAAAAAGACUCCGGACUGAUCGGCGUGGAUGGAGUCCCACCAAGUCCGGGCGGUCCACCUCCACCUCCUCCGAGACAUCACAUGUCCAUGCUUUCUGGACCACCGGUGGCAGGUGCUUCGAGCAGACUCCAGCCGGCGCCCGAAUCACGCACGGAAUUCAAGAAGCCGAACCAUCACCACCUCCACCACCCCCAUCAGAGGGGCGGGUAUGUCAAGCCGGCCGAGGGCAAGCCGCCCUACGGGGGCCGCGGUGGCUACCCCGGCCAGCCCGUCAAACACGGCAGCGGCACCGUCAGCCACCGAUCCAACGGCAUCCUGCCGGCAAAGGGACCGCCUCCGUUGUCGCUGUCGUCCAGUUCUUCAUCUAUUCGCCUCCACGGCAUCGACAGAAUUCCACGCAGUCCCUACGAGCAGAACCAAGGCCCUACGGCUGGACCGAGGGAAACCCUGCCUUCCGCCACCCCGAUUGCCGCUGAAGUGGAUCACAUAUUUAAGGAAAUGAUAGACCAGAGAACACCACUGACUGCCAUUGCGGCGACCCCCAGGAUAGAACUCGACAACAAGUACAAUUACAAUCCGCUUCUUGCCAAGAUACACGAGAAGACACCAGCGCCAUCUGCAAUUAAAAAACGUGAUCGUCAACCGGCUCCACGGCCCCAAGAAAGCCUAAGAGAUGAUCUCAACUUAUCGGAGGAAAGCGAUGAUGAACAUAAGAAGGAAGCUUUACAUUCUUCUAAUAUAAUUGUCGAAAAGAUGUUAUCGCCUCUAAGUGCUACUCCAGCAAUACAUAAUUCAAAGAUGGAUGUGCCCGAACCUUUGGCACCCAUCCCAACCUCACCGGUAGCUAGUUCUUCUAGUGACUCAGGAUCUGAUUCGGGGUCAGAUAGCGAGUCCAGCAGUGACGAUUCCGGAGAGGAAAAUGUGACCUCAGUGGACGUACGUUUACAACCGCCACCUACAGAAUUGCAGCCAGCGUCACCUCCGUCAGAAGACAGCAAAAUUAGGUGGAACCUGGCAUCUUUCGUGGGCAACAGCCAAAAUAUCACAGAUCCCCUUACCUCUCCGUUAGUGUCUCCUGUUAAACCGUCUUGUUCGCUGCCAAUAAAGACAAGUCCGGACAGUAGGAAAAGGGUUUCUGAGGAGUCGGACACCAGUGAUUCCACUAAAGACAUUGAUGAUAUAGUGGCCAAGGCAAAAGCGCUAGCUGAAUUAAGUAAUUUGCCGUUACUGUCCAGUUUCUCUGACUCGGAAAACAGCAGCAAAGAAUCAAAUUCAAAGAAACAAAAGCAUACCGUUCAACCAGUUACCAAUCCUAAUUUAAGUGACAGUGAUUCAGAUGUGAAAAGAACUAGUAAAAGAAAACCGGUGAUUCGUGCUAGUCCCAGGACAAAAUCAGUGGACUCCCACAGUGACUCUGAUUUUGAAAAUAAAACCUAUAGUGGCUUCGUUAACACCGCCCCCAAACCUAUUUCCCCUGUGCCAGUAGUGAACCCAGAGAAAGUUACGAAACCUGGUCGAGGAAGGCCUAGGAAGAUUAAACCUCCUAACGGCGAUGAAGUGAAGAAACCAAGAGGUCGUCCAAAGAAAACGAGAUCCCCUAACACUUCAUCGGACGUCGAAAAGAAGAAGCCAAAGAGAGGUCGUCCGCCAAAAUCUGUACUUCCACCAUGUUCAAGCAGUUCCGACGAGGACGAGAAGUUUGAAAAGCCUCCACCUCCACCACGCCGCAGGACCAAAUCAAAAGUGCAGACAUCCAGCAGCUCAGAUUCGGAUAGUCCAGCACCAAGGCGACGAAACUCAAGCAGUUGCAGCAGUAUUCGUCACGAGUCAGAAAGAGAAAUUCUAAAACAUGAGUCUCCAAAGAAAAGUUACAAACAUAAAUCUCCAAGGUCUGAGGAAAGGAAAAAAGCAAAGAAGAGCUCCGAUGAAGAAUGGGGCGCUGAAAAUAAGGCGAUCUUAAAAAAUCACUUCAGGGAUGACUCUAUAAAGAAGAAAUUGUCGGAUAACUCAAAAGAUGUCACAUCACCGUUUAGGCGAAAAGGUCGACCGCCUUUACCCAAAAAGGAAUCAAGUGAUAUUGAAAAGGUGAAAUCUAAAGCUAAAGUAAGCUCAUCAUCCGAGGACUCUGAUAGUGAUAUUACUUCACCAUCGAAGAAAACUCUUAACAAAAUAGAUUCCACUAUAAAGGUGGAAGAGAAUAAGACGAUAGCAGAUAAGAAUAAAUACGAUACCCUCCGUAAACUCUUCACACCUAAAAGGGACUCUGAAGGAGGCAAAGGUGGUGGAAAAGGAGGAGGAAAAGGUGGUGGUAAAGGAAAAUGCGGGGUUAAUGUGAUAAUAGUAGAUGAAAAUUAUGAACGCAGUAGUUCAUCCGUAGAGGACGAGGCUAUGCCAACCAUAUCAACCAACCCCACCCUGCUGUCGCCUAUAUCCAAUAAUGAAGUGAAAAGAAAAAGUUCUGAACUGCCUUCUCAUUCAUCUUCACCUGUAUAUAAUGACCCAAUGAAAUGUACGAAGACUGAAAUUCCAAUUAACGAUAAUAUUGAAAAGAUAUCACUUUUGGUAAAGAUAGAUUUAAAUCGGUUAGACUUAUUUUCUAUUCCCGCUUUGAGGAAAUAUAUAGAGAACACUAGAAGGCUAACGGAGCCAAAAAAGGAAAACUUAGAUAAGGCCAAAAAGGAAAAUUUAGAGAAAACAGGUGACUGUGAAACUGAUUUUAAAGUGAAGUCAACGAAGGAAAGUGAUAACGAAACAAAAAGGGCGUUGCCACCUAAACUUGAUCAGGAUCACUCCGAGAGGAAACAUAAACUGAAGAAACGCAAAAGGAGAAAUAGCUCCAGCUCCAUUUCUUCACUUUCGACAGUCAGUAACAUGUCUCACAACAGUCACAAGAAAGAACACCAAAUUAAAAAGGAUAAAGAUAAUCCAAAAUCUAAGAGACGAAGAGAAGACACUGAAGUUGCACGAUCUCAAAUUGAUAAUCUCAGUUUAAUUAAUGCCCCACCAACCAACCACGAACGGGAAGCAAGCAAGACUGUUCAGUACCUUGAUGGGUCUAUGUCCAGCAAUCACACCCAGCCUACUAGAAAGUACCACUCAUACUUUGAACCUCCAGAAGAACCAUCUGAAUAUGAGGAGAGGGAUCAAAACCAGUACCUGAGCGAUGCAAAGAGAUUAAAACACAUGGCUGAUGGAGAGACUGAUACUAUUAAACAAUGUAUGCUGUACCUGGAAGCUGUACUUUUCUUCUUGCUUACCGGCAACACCAUGGAGCAAGAAAGCAUUUCAAAAAAUUCAGCCUUCACAAUGUACAAAGACACACUUUCGUUAAUCAAAUAUAUUUCAUCUCAGUUUAGGAGCCAGCAAAAUGUAUCCUCGGUUCAUACUAAAUUGGCUGUGUUAAGUUAUCGGUGCCAAGCUCUGCUGUUUUAUAAGUUAUUUAAAAUGAGGAAGCAGGAAUCCAAGGAAGUGCAGAAAAUUGUUAGUGAUUAUUGCAGUAAGAAUGCCAUUUCUCAAGAUCAGCAGAACCACCAACAGGGCCAAGGUACUCCUUCUCCUCUGUCUCCCACCCCUUCUCCCGCCGGUUCCGUGGGUUCGGUGGGCAGCCAGUCCUCCGGGUACAGCAGUGGAGAAUUGGCGGCGAGGGGAAACAAUGCACUCAUUCCUGCGACGCAUGCUCAAAACGCCGGGGCAUGGCUUCCGCUCUCUGUUUUUAACUCUGUGUCCUUGCAGAACCAGCUCUUCACAUAUCUAAUCUCAUUCCAGGAUCAUUGGGAUAUGGCCGACUCACUCAUUAUCAAGGGCAAACUUACAGACUUCUUUAUUGAGCUGGACAGGCAGUGCAGGCCUUUGACGAUGCACAGUUCUCUCAUAGACUUGGUCAGGUAUGUAAGAGAAGGCAUAAAUCGCCUGAAGAGGGAGAGUUAGGAAAAACUUACCAGGACUAGACUCUGUACAUAGAGGAAAAUGUAUGCCAAAGAAUGCGUCAAGUCAAUUCAUCGUCAAUGGCCGAAAUUAGAGAUGACAAUUUUGCAUUACGUAAUUCUACCUUACUUAAUUUUCAUACAUAUAUAAAUUAUAUAUAUGUGUAUAUUAGCAAAAUGACUUAUUUAAAUUAUUUAGGGGUCGAAAUGGGCCAACGGUCAGAUGUGUGACCAGUCUGUAGGGUGCAGUACUAUAAGUAAUAUUUUUUCAUUAAAUAGCGAAAUUCCACGUACAUAGUGUAUAUUUUUUGUAAAUACUGUAUGCUAAAGUUAUAUAUUUACUAUAUGCGCUAUAUUUGUACAACGCUGAGAAUUAUAGGCCUAGUGGAUCAAACCAUUAUUACAUCUCGGUUGUGGAUGUUGAAUUAAUGAUUAGUAGUCAUUGUUAUUUUUGCAUAUAUAUUCUAGGAGUAAGUGUGCAUAUUUAUGUAUAUCAUGUAUAUUUUAUUAAUUUUAAAUUAUUUUUAUUUUAUCUUAGGUGUUUUUUCUUUCGUAAAGCCAUUCACAGAAAAAAAAUCAAAGUAAAUUAUCAUAUUUUUUAUCUAUAUUGUUAAAACGUUAGUGGCAAAAAAUCUUAAAUUUAAUGUUGAGUUUUCUCCAAAUGAGAUUGUAUUUAAUAUAUUUAAGCACUCCUUAUGGCAAAGAUUCGCUAUGAUUGCAGGGAUUUUUACCGACAAUCAAAUAUCGAGAAUUUAUAUGAAAAUCAAAUUUAAUACCGUCGUUUUAUGGAAUAUGCUUUUAUACAAGUUUACAUCAUAACGUUGGGGCCAUUGGGGGCAAUAUAGAAUCUUAAAUAUUUGUUAAACAGAGAUAAGAUAGUUAUUUUAAUUUGUAUUUUAAAAAUAAUUAUCGUGUCGCAUAUUUUAUAUAGUUGUAAUUUAUAAACAUGUUAGAUUUAAUACUAUUUAUUGCAGUACUUAAUAUUAAUUAUUAAAUGUUUGGAAAAUAAAUUAUUUCGUAUUGUAAAUUUUAAAAUACGAUCAGGUACAACUUUGACAUUUUUUUAUGUUGUCGCCUUUUGAAUAUAAUCAAAUUGGAAAUUUAAGGCAAUCGUAGCGAAAAUUUGCAAAAAAUGUGCAGAGCGAAGUUUGGUUACAAACUUAAUUAUGAUUAUGCACAUUAAUUAAGACGCGGUGCUAAUUACAAAAUAAAUUAUUUAUCUUGUUUUUAUGUUCGUUGUACGGUCAGAGGAACAUGGGCUGGUUGGGACCACAAAAUCUAAGAGUGCGUAUACGAUAUUGAGUGAUAAAAUUGAAAUCUGUAAUUUUGAUAUUAAAUUUUGUAAUCUCUCAAACUAGCCUACAUUCAGUUGAUAUUUUACAUGCUAAAUUGCGUUUUAAAAACUGAUUGUUGAUUGGAUCACAUUUUAUUAUACAAAUGUAAUUGUUUUUUUGUAUAAAAGAUACAAAUCUUAUUUUGUAAAUUAUGCCUGCAUUUUGGUCUGUUUUAUUUAAAUCUGGAUAUAUAUCGACUGAAUAUAUAAUUGUUUUUCUUUUUAUUUUUUGUUUAAAAUAUAUUAAUUUAUUUUAUAUUUA
Anoplophora glabripennis (Asian longhorned beetle) is the source of this 6225-nucleotide messenger RNA. RefSeq names its product AF4/FMR2 family member 4 (gene lilli). Bases 480 to 4634 code for a protein of 1384 amino acids. Gene Ontology annotation, cellular component: nucleus; super elongation complex. The record is from RefSeq and is a predicted model, not a curated record. Gene Ontology annotation, molecular function: DNA binding. Gene Ontology annotation, biological process: regulation of gene expression. The transcript has 16 exons. NCBI's taxonomy places the organism in Eukaryota, Metazoa, Arthropoda, Insecta, Coleoptera, Cerambycidae.